Molecule: messenger RNA, 1069 nt
Organism: Fukomys damarensis (Damara mole-rat)
Lineage: Eukaryota; Metazoa; Chordata; Mammalia; Rodentia; Bathyergidae
Gene: Mlf1
Product: myeloid leukemia factor 1
Exons: 7
Coding region: 175-987 (270 amino acids)
Biological process (GO): regulation of DNA-templated transcription
Cellular component (GO): nucleus; cytoplasm
Source: RefSeq, a predicted model, not a curated record
AGCGUCCAAUAAGAAGGCCGUUCGCGUCCCGUGCAGCCUUUCCCUGCGGGCCUCGCCUUCGCGGCCGGUGGGAAGCGGAGUCGGAGGUGCUGGGAGGAGGCUCCGUCGCAGCCCCCGCGAGUUACACCGAUUUCCACUCGUUCCGCGUCCGCCGCUGCCCGACUCAGAGCCAAAAUGUUCAGGAUGCUGAGCAGCAGCUUCGAAGAUGAUCCGUUCUUCUCUGAUUCUUUUCUUAAGCACCGAGAAAGUAUGCAACACAUGAUGAGAAGGUUUCCUGAACCUUUUGGAAGAGAUGUGCUCAGUAUCUCUGAUGGAAGACGAAGAGCUCAUAAUCAUACAAGACAUGAUGAUGGAGAAGAUUCCUUGACUCAUACACAUGUGAGCCCUUUUCAAGCAAUGGACAGAAUGAUGCUAAAUAUGCGAAACAGUAUGCAGGAAUUACAAAGAAACUUUGAUCACCUUUCAGUGGAUCCAAAUGGACAUUCCUUUUGCUCUUCCUCAGUUAUGACUUACUCCAAAAUAGGAGAUGAGCUACCAAAGGUUUUCCAGGCCUCAACUCAAACCCGUAGGGCUCCAGGAGGAAUAAAGGAAACCAGGAAAGCAGUGAGAGAUUCUGACAGUGGACUAGAAAAAAUGGCUGUGGGUCAUCAUAUCCAUGACCGAGCUCAUGUAAUUAAAAAGUCAAAGAACAAGAAGACUGGAGAUGAAGAGGUCAAUCAAGAGUUCAUCAAUAUGAGUGAAAGUGAUGCUCAUGCAUUUGACGAUGAGUGGCAAAGUGAGAUUCUGAAAUACAAACAAGGGAGACGAUGGCACAAUCUAGAAAACGCUAGAAUGCAAAGUGUCGGUCAGGAGAAUUCUGGAACCAGAGAACUCAAAAGAAGGGAGAAACAUCUCCAGAGUCCAGCCAUUGAAAAUAAAAGAAGAUCCGACAUUUGUGUGGACAAACUCAACGUCAAAGGAUCACAUGUGAAAAUCAACAAAAAAUAAAUAGCCAUGCUUUUGAUUUGUUAAGUUUGGGUUGUUUUAACAGAGAAAGUAAUGGUGCUGGGUGUUAUAUACAUAAGACCAA